This is a messenger RNA of Pipra filicauda (Wire-tailed manakin), 3402 nucleotides long. RefSeq names its product thymine DNA glycosylase (gene TDG). Gene Ontology annotation, molecular function: mismatch base pair DNA N-glycosylase activity. Gene Ontology annotation, cellular component: nucleus. Gene Ontology annotation, biological process: base-excision repair, AP site formation. The coding region runs from base 104 to 1360 and encodes 418 amino acids. The record is from RefSeq and is a predicted model, not a curated record. The transcript has 9 exons. Lineage: Eukaryota; Metazoa; Chordata; Aves; Passeriformes; Pipridae.
AGGGUGCGGAGGCCCGCCCCUCGCGCAGGAGUAUCGCGGCAGCGCGCGAUACUACGCAUAUCUUCAGCAAGCUCAAGCAUUUUACUCCUUUCCGUUCCAUCAGAUGAUGACUGCGGUGGCCAACAUGGAAACGAUGGCUGAGCAGCCGACUCUAGAGGGCAUUCCAGAGCCAAACAUUGCUCAGGAGCCUCCAAAAGAAGUUAAGAAAGGAGGAAGGAAAAGAAAAGCCAAAGCAACUGAGCCAAAGCAACCCAAAAAGCCUGCUGCUAAAAAAGAAAAAACAGCCAAGUCAAAAGGCAAACAAGAAAAGAUCACAGAUACUUUUAAAGUCAAAAGGAAAGUGGAUCGUUUUAAUGGUGUAUCUGAAGCUGAACUUCUGACCAAGACCUUGCCUGAUAUUUUGACCUUUGAUCUGGACAUUGUAAUAAUUGGCAUAAACCCUGGCCUGAUGGCAGCUUACAAAGGACAUCAUUACCCGGGACCUGGAAACCAUUUUUGGAAGUGUCUGUUCAUGUCUGGUCUAAGUAAUGAACAACUGAACCAUAUGGAUGACCACACUUUGCCACAUAAAUAUGGGAUUGGAUUUACAAACAUGGUUGAAAGAACAACACCUGGAAGCAAAGACCUCUCCAGCAAAGAGAUUCGGGAAGGAGGGCGAAUUCUGAUGCAGAAGCUACAAAAGUAUAAACCUCGUAUAGCAGUUUUCAAUGGAAAAUGUAUUUAUGAAAUUUUUAGUAGAGAAGUUUUCGGAAUUAAAGUUAAGAACUUGGAAUUUGGACUGCAGCCACACAAAGUGCCAGAUACAGAAACUCUCUGCUACGUUAUGCCAUCAUCCAGUGCAAGAUGUGCUCAGUUUCCCCGGGCACAAGAUAAGGUUCAUUAUUACAUAAAGCUGAAAGACUUAAGGGACCAACUGAAAGGCAUCACACCAAACACAGACGUGCAGGAGGUGCAGUAUACAUUCGACUUGCAACUUGCACAAGAGGAUGCUAAAAAGAUGGCUGUCAAAGAAGAAAAGUAUGACCCAGGCUAUGAAGCAGCGUAUGGAGGAGCUUACUGUGAUCGUGCACCGUAUGACAGUGAGCAGUGCAGCUUCCCUUCCAAUGGAACGGGUAAAGUGCAGCGCUCUGGGCAUUCGGGCUGUGAACCACUGCUUGGGAACGAGGACUCAGGGCUGUCAGCUGCAUUUUGUAAACAGUGGGAUUUUUGUUUUGUUUCAGCGGGAAGCAAUCCACAGCACUGCGAGGGGUCGUCCUUCGGUGUAGUUCCUAAUGGACAAUGGAUGACACAGUCCUUUGCAGACCAGAUUCCAGAGUUCAGUGCCGGUGUGACACAGGAAGAGGAGGGAAGCAGCGUGUAGGGGCUGUUCCUUCUCAGCUAUGCAUCCAUGCUGCAGUUUUAAUGCAGUGACCAAGAUUGGUACCUCGGUUCUCCAACUGAAGCAUUUUAAUAGUAUUUUAUCUCCCCUAGUUAUUUUAUUAUAGUCCAAAGUAAGUGUGUGGUAGGCUGAAAUCGAUGAACUAGAUGAUUUUAAGAAACUGUUCAAACUUUUUUUAAAAAAGUUAGCCCUUUUUUGUAUAUGAGUUUUAUAUUUAAUGUAUGCCAUUUCUUGCAGUUUUUGACAAAUUGCUUUCUCAUUUGUGAAGAUUUCUUUUGGGCGUUAAUUUUAUUUCAUGAAUUGUAAUGUAGUAGUAACAGCAGCAGUAUACUUCUUACUGAUGCCUCAAUAUUUGGAUAUCUCACAAUCUUUUUAUAUCCGGAGGGGAAAAUGGGAAGUGUACCCUUAACUUAUGUGAAGCGAUAUUUUUAAUCAGGCACAGUUAAGGAAAUUGUGCUUUUUAAGUCUGCCUCUUACCUUCUUAAAAAGUGCAGAAAGUUGCACUCUGCAGCUGUGAGUACUGAGUAUCUUCUGGGUGGGAAGAGAGAGCUCUGUCUGCUUGGUGAGUGGACCAUAUUCAGGAUUAAGGGAGUGAAGACAUCUCUCAAGUCACAACACUGGGGAGGAAAAUUUGUGUCACACAGGACAGGGCCUAAAUAUUCUAGCUGAGCUGGCUUACGGUAAGAUAUCCCUACCACUCUAUCUCUUUCCCUCUGAAAUUACAAUGUAAGGAACUGGAAUUCCUUGAAAAAAGCCCCAAAACAAACAACAGUGGUGGUUCUUCAAUUGUGUAGCAUUCAAACACUGUCGUUACUGUGUGAUUAGUCUCUUCACAUGACCUUCAGCAGUAGACAACCCCUUUGAACAGAUUACAUGUCAGGGAAUUGAAAGGCUGCAUCCUCUGUAAAAAUCACGUACAGCUACAUUGUUUACAUCAUGUACAAUUAGCACAGGGUGAAAAGAGUUUGCAAUUUAGCAGGUUUUAACAUUCCGUUCUCUUCAAUCUGUAGAGGGUGGUCUUCUUAUUCCUCUUACAAGCAAAAAAUACUGAGUUAAAUAUAGGAGCAGCUGUUCCAUGAAUAAGAAGUUGGCUGUAGAAGCUACAGCUCUCUUCUGAGGAACUUGCCUAAAUGAUAUACAUUUUUGACCAAUAUUAGUUACUGAGAAAGAAACGAGAUUCCAUCCUGGUGCUUAACCAUCAUCUUCUUUCCCUCCUUUAUCAUGUGAGGAAGAAAUGAAGUAAAAGCAAUAAGCUGAUCAAAACACUACAGUUUUGAUGAUCUUAUAAUAGUUGGUGCUUCACAUACUUGAAAAACAGAUACAAACAGUAUCUCCACACUCCGUGCGGGCCAGAGAGUCCUGUAGGGUGUGAUUUAUCCUUUCUUCACAGCCAGCAACAGUUGUCAGUUGUGUGUAACUAGUUAGUGUAGGUUCUAAUCUUGCUGUAACAGCUCUCACUGAGAUCGCACACUGUCAACCUGUUAUGAGGCAGGCAUGAUGUUUACAGUUUUUUCCCAAAUUAUGUGGCUUAAUUCUGAGCGUCUUAAAUCAAGAAAGUGUGCAUUAUGAUUCUGAUUGUGUUUAUUAGCUUCAGCAUAAAGCUAUUCUGUAUAUUGUCAGAAAGGUAUAGGACUUGUCUGUUAUUUAAAGUGUACUGUAUCAUGUAUUGCUGUUUACAUGGGUGUUUUCCUGCAGGUGCUCAAAGUAUCUUGCAUCAGGGAUUUGUUACAAUUCAAUUAUUUUAUUUUCAACAAAAUUGGAAGCAUGGAAUUAGCACUGCUGAGUAUGUAGCACAGUAGGAUUUAACUCCUGAAAGGCUAUCCUCUUUGAGUGGAAGGGAAAGGUGUCUUCUUUAAAGGAGUCACUGGAUGCAAAAUACAGUUAAGUCUACAAUGACCGUUUCACUAAAUACUGCAAUUCUAUGUGUCCUCCCUCAGAACUGGUGCUCUUUUUGUUACAGUAAUACAGAAGUUCUUAAUCUGUCUUAAAUCUAUCCAUGUUUCACAAUAAAAUCAGGAAUUGUA